Messenger RNA from Tripterygium wilfordii, 2775 nucleotides. Its product is annotated as GTPase-activating protein gyp7-like. The coding region runs from base 503 to 2179 and encodes 558 amino acids. NCBI's taxonomy places the organism in Eukaryota, Viridiplantae, Streptophyta, Magnoliopsida, Celastrales, Celastraceae. Gene Ontology annotation, biological process: activation of GTPase activity. The record is from RefSeq and is a predicted model, not a curated record. Gene Ontology annotation, molecular function: GTPase activator activity. The transcript is spliced from 5 exons.
CUUUGAGUUCUUUCGCUUUCGCUACUGAACUCACUCUCUGAUAGACUCUAAAGUGAUAAGUCUAGAGCCAGACAAAAACUAACUAAACAAUACCCAAACAGAUAAAGAGAGGCAGUUAGGGGUUUCACCUGUCGUCGCUUCUUCUCCUCUCAUACUCAUACUCCAAGAAGAAGAAGAAGAAGAAAGAGGAAGGACGAGGGCAUUCCGGUCAAUUCAUCGAUUAUCCAUGUUCACUGGUAGGAGCAGCAGCACUUCAACUGGAAUCGACGGCGGCGGAUUCUGGUGGGCAGUGGUCGCGCCGCCAUCAAGAUCAGCUGUUGCCAUCACGGCGCUGGCUGGAAUCGCCGUCGUUGCCGUGUUUUAUGCUGCCACAAGGUACUAACUUAUCGAAUGGGAGGGGAAUUGCUACCGUGAGACGUUAACCCUAGCAGAUGUACAAGUUGCUACAGAUACUUAUGUUGUAGUUCAUAGCUAAGAAACAAAAACAAAAGAGUCUGAAUAGAUGAGAGCUCUUCGACGGAGUCACACUUCCUCAUCGUCGUCCAAUUCAACUCCAUCAUCAUCAUCAUCUUCGUCAUCAUCUUCGUGGCUUCAUUUGCGUUCGGUCCUUUUCGUUAUCCAUUCUUCCUCGCCAGCUUCUUGUUCAAAAUCUGAACGUGUCCGACGUAAAUCACCAUGGUCUCAAAGGAGAAGAAAGCAUGCACUUUCAACUCAACAAUGGAGCAGUUUGUUUACACAAGAGGGUCAACUUCAUGACGGUGGAAUAAAAUUCUUGAAGAAAGUCCGCAGUGGAGGUGUUGAUCCAAGCAUUAGGGCAGAGGUUUGGCCAUUCCUCCUUGGAGUCUAUGACCUGAGUAGUACCAAACAAGAAAGGGAAGUUGUAAAAACUCGGAAAAGAAAGGAAUACGAGAAUCUUCGCAGACAGUGUCGACGGCUCCUAAAACAUGGCAGUGAGAGCUUCAAGUUGAAUGAAAUUGGUGAAACCAGCUUCAAGGGGGAAAGCAGAAGUAUUUCUCAGGACACAGAUUCUUGUAGUUCUGAAGAUGUGGUUAGCGCCAGGGAGUCUCUUUCCAGCGAGGAAAAGAGCCAAGAUGAGAGCUCUGACCUUCCCGCAAGCACUUUGUUGGAUGGAGAUGAGAGUUCAAGAAAUAUUUCAAGUGCUGAUGCCUCCGCACUAAACACCGAAUCUUCUGACUCAGACUCCUCUGAGGACCCUGAAGUGAUACAGGCCCACCCUUCAUCAGAAGGCAGACAAGAGGAUGAUCUGGAUUCGCCUUCAAAAGAGAAUACUUCUCCUUCGAGGGCUGAAAACACUUCUACCUUGAGGUCCACUGCACAUUCCAAACUAUACAACAGUGAAAAUUUUGCCACAUGGCAACGGAUCAUUCGUGUUGAUGCGGUCCGUGCCAAUGCAGAAUGGAUACCGUACUCUCCAUCUCAGGCUUCAGUAUCAGAAGGUAGGGCAGGCCGUUCUGCUGAGGCUGUUGGAUUGAAGGAUUAUGAUUACCUAGAACCCUGCGGAAUUUUUCAUGCUGCAAGACUAGUUGCUAUUCUUGAAGCCUAUGCGCUGUAUGACCCCGAGAUUGGCUAUUGCCAGGGAAUGAGUGAUCUACUUUCGCCAAUUAUCGCAGUGAUUACAGAGGAUUAUGAGGCUUUCUGGUGUUUCGUUGGUUUCAUGAGGAAGGCUAGGCAUAAUUUCAGGCUUGAUGAAGUGGGAAUUAGGAGGCAGCUAAAUAUUGUCUCGAGGAUAAUCAAAUCCAAAGACUCCCACCUCUAUAGGCACUUGGAGAAGCUUCAGGCUGAAGAUUGCUUUUUUGUUUAUAGGAUGGUGGUGGUACUAUUUAGGAGGGAAUUAAGUUUUGAACAAACAAUUUGCCUGUGGGAAGUGAUGUGGGCAGACCAGGCAGCUAUCAGGGCUGGUAUCGGAAAGUCUGCAUGGAGCAGAAUAAGGCAACGAGCCCCCCCAACGGAUGAUUUGCUUCUUUACGCAAUUGCUGCGUCGGUGUUACAGAGGAGGAAAUUGAUUAUAGAAAAGUAUAGUAGUAUGGAUGAGAUUCUGAGAGAGUGCAAUAGCAUGUCUGGGCAACUUGAUGUGUGGAAACUCCUUGAUGAUGCUCAUAAUUUAGUGGUGACGGUACACAACAAAAUAGAGACUUCUGUUUCUGAGAGAGUGCAAUAGCUUGGCUGGGAAACUUGAAGACCUGAUGAUGCUCAUAAUUUGGUGGUUAUGGUAGACGACAAGAUAGAGACUUCCUUCUGAUAUGAAUAUUGGUUUCUGCAUAUGUCAUAUGCUAUUUAUAUGCUUCGAUUCCUUUCCCCAGCCACAGAUGUGCAUGAGCAUACUUCAAGUCUUCGGUGAUUCAGGUAUUCUGUAGAUUCUAAAUUAUGCUAAGCAUUUUUCCACUCGUUGAAUGGUAACGGCAAAGAUAAACUAAAUUGCUUUGAUAUAUGUGGGUUGUCCUCGCACCAUUUUUUUGGGAGGUGGGUCAGGGGGUGAGGCUAUUUUUAGUUACCCCGUUAUGAAAGAUGGGCAAGGGCAUUGCUGCGAACCACUGUGCCUUGUGGAAGGGAGGAAUACUUGAGAAUGUUGACACGAUGCCCUCAUUUCUCCCCCACAGUUGGGAGUUUCUUUCAAGACCAUUAAGGUGCUGAUAAUAGGAUGUUGUCGCUUACUUUUGAAGCUUAAUUUGUCUCUUCCCGACAGUUAUUCUCUAAUGAAUAUCUGUGCGUGAUUUGUUGUAAUUCUCUUAAAUUAAGGAUUGUUUUCUUUUUUAA